This is a messenger RNA of Paramecium sonneborni, 428 nucleotides long. The record is from the annotation of a GenBank genome assembly. Lineage: Eukaryota; Ciliophora; Oligohymenophorea; Peniculida; Parameciidae.
AUGAUUGAGUUAAGAGAUAAGACUAUUAAGAUUAUUAAAGUUAAUUUCUAUUUAAUUAUUUAAAAUUUAUUGAAAAUGCAACCUAGUAGCAUUAUCUUCAUCUGUAACUAAAAAAUUAUUUAUUUCAAAUUUUAAAGUGUCAAUUCAUUAUAGGCUAAUCCUAACCUAAUAAAAACUCUUAUUAUAUUAUGGUUCAAUGACCUAGUCCAUUUAAGAUAUGAAUUAGGAACUCUGAAUAAAAAAUAACAGAAUUAGAUCCUUAAUAAGAUUAAUUUUUAAAAUAGUUCUGUUGAAUUUAUACAACAGGAAUUAUAAAAGUUUGAGUUUUUUAAAAAAUGUAGAAAAAGUAAAAAAUAGAUUUCUAAAAAUGCUAAAUUAACAAAAGACAAAUUUAAAUUUUGUUUUAGAAUUUAAUUUAUAGUUUAUGA